This is a messenger RNA of Nothobranchius furzeri (turquoise killifish), 3431 nucleotides long. RefSeq names its product zinc finger protein 37. Lineage: Eukaryota; Metazoa; Chordata; Actinopteri; Cyprinodontiformes; Nothobranchiidae. The record is from RefSeq and is a predicted model, not a curated record.
GACCUAUACUGUUCUUUUCUGUUGGUCUUUGUUUAAUGGCUGCUUUGUUCUUAACCACCUGUACUUAUUCAUAUCUUGUUGAUUUGUAAGAUAUGCGCUGUAUUUGUGAAUUUGUUCAAUUAAAAAAAAAACGACCGACUAAUGAACGGCUCCCAUGAAAGAGCCAUAAAUCCCAUCACUAGCCAAUAGUAGGAGAGCUCUUCCAGCCAAUCAGAGGCGAGAAAGGCGGGACCUUCCUUGAACAUCCUACGAUUCCAAAUGACGUGGUCAGCGCCAAAGUUCCAAAGCCCGUGUAAGCCACGCCCAUUGUCCACUUUCUGAUUGCACCUCAACCCGGAAGUAGACCUCCGACCAUCGUGUAGAAGUUGUUGUUUCUUUGCUCCAGAGUGCUGAACAGGAGAAUAAAUGAUGUUUUACUGCAGCAGCGGCGGCUCGGAGCCGCUCAGCGGGUCUAAAACUGAUAUUGUGAGAGGAAUCAUCACCGAGAAGCUGACCACAGCCGCCCAGGAGAUCUUCGCGGUGGUGGAGAGGAUCGUAACCGACUACGAGGCGGAGGCUUCAGGCCUCAGGCAGCAGGUGGACCGCCAGAGGAGGCAGCUGGAGCUCCUGCAGCCUCGGGUCAAACUCCUCAGAGAAGAGCUGGUCCCAGAUCAGCGCAGCCAUGAGGUGGUGGCUGCUGGUGAGGAAGAGGAGCAGCCAGAUGAGGAGGAAGCAGAGAGCCAGGACCUGCCGCCAUGGACCAGUGAGGUGGAGGAUGGUGGUGAUGAUGAUGAAGGUGGUGAUGAUGAUGCCCCAGCAAACCUCGGGCCAUUCCAAGAUAAUCUGAAAGACCCAGAUUAUAUAAUCCCAUCAAGGUCAGAUACUUCUGUUGGUAAUUCUGUCAGGAAGGGACCCUGCAGGCCUCGGCUCAGUGGCACACACGACGGAAUAGAUCUCCGAGUCCGGCUACUGGAGGACCCUGACACCAAAGUGUUGUCUAAUGAAGUGUUUAAGAAAACUCCAGUCCAGGACCUGAAGUGUCCCCGUGGUCUACAGGAGUCGGACUUCCUGCACCUCCUGAGGUCCUCCUUCCCUCAGCUGGCUGACGGAGAACCUUUUGACCUCUUCAAAAGUGACUGCAGCAGGAAGCUGCUUCCUCUGAGAGUGAACGCUCUGACUCCAGAGGAGAUCCUUAAGGCAUUUAAUUGGUCUGGAAGAUGUAGAAGAUUGCCCCUCUACAUAAGACUGAAGAACGGAAAGGAAAAAGAAAAUGGUAAUGAAGAUGAACUUCGUGGUUUUCCAAGAGUCGCCCACCCGAUGAUCUCUGCGAACGACCAAACGGACCUUCAUACCAGGUCAGAUACUUCUGUUGGUAAUUCUGUCAGGAAGGGACCCUGCAGGCCUCGGCUCAGUGGCACACACGACGGAAUAGAUCUCCGAGUCCGGCUACUGGAGGACCCUGACACCAAAGGGUUGUCUAAUGAAGUGUUUAAGAAAACUCCAGUCCAGGACCUGAAGUGUCCCCGUGGUCUACAGGAGUCGGACUUCCUGCACCUCCUGAGGUCCUCCUUCCCUCAGCUGGCUGACGGAGAACCUUUUGACCUCUUCAAAAGUGACUGCAGCAGGAAGCUGCUUCCUCUGAGAGUGAACGCUCUGACUCCAGAGGAGAUCCUUAAGGCAUUUAAUUGGUCUGGAAGAUGUAGAAGAUUGCCCCUCUACAUAAGACUGAAGAACGGAAAGGAAAAAGAAAAUGGUAAUGAAGAUGAACUUCGUGGUUUUCCAAGAGUCGCCCACCCGAUGAUCUCUGCGAACGACCAAACGGACCUUCAUACCAGCGUAAGCAACGUGAGACGAGGUCAUCUGUCCAGCAGCUCCGCAUCAUCACAAGACCAGGAACUGAAACCGGAGGAGGAAGGAGCUGAGAAUGAUUCCAGCGAUGGUGGAGAGAACCCAGACUCGGAUGACUGGAACCCAGAGCUGGAAUCUCCAACCAAACAAAAAUGGAAAAAUAAAUCUAAAACGGCAGUAAAUAAGAAGAAUAACUGUAAAGUGUGUGGAGUCUGGUACAGGCACCUGGUAAGUUUGGUGCGGCACUCCUGGAGUCACGUGGAGCAGCAGCAGGAUGUCUGUGGCGUCUGUGAGGAGAAGUUUGAUUCGGUGGAAAAGUUAAAGGAACAUCUACAAAAUCACCAGAAACUUCACGGCUGUUCACUCUGUGGGAAGACUUUUGUUUCCCUUGCAAGUCUCAAUAAACACAGAGCUAGACACGCAGUGAAGCGGGCUUUUAAAUGUCUGAUUUGUGACCAAAGCUUCGAUAACAUGUCUGCUCUGUACCAUCAUCGUCUGUCACACAGAGAAGAGAAACCACACCAAUGUGACAUUUGUCAGAAAUCCUUUGUUCUGGAGAAGCAGCUCACGGCACACCGAGAGACACACUCCAGAGUUGAUGAAUACUUCUGCAAAAUCUGUAAUAAGUCUUUUACUAACCGUAAAGGUCUGACCCGUCACAGGGCGAUCCACUCAGCAGAGCGGCGAUACGCCUGCGAGGUCUGUGGGAAACUCUUUAAACUGCGUGAUUCAGUACAGAAACACAUGAGAACCCACACCGUCCAAGAUCGAUCGUUCCUCUGCCACAUCUGCAGCAAAACCUUUCCAUCGAAUGGAAAUCUGAAGAUUCACAUUCAGACUCAUGGCAGCGAGAGACCGUUCAUCUGUGAUGUGUGCGGGAAAGCUUUCGUAUUCAAAGGAAGUCUAAGUGCUCACACGAGGACUCACAGCAGCGAGGCGCCGCACAAGUGCUCCGAGUGCGGACGCUGCUUCAAAUGGAAGUCUCACCUGAAUGUCCACCUCUUUGGCCACGCUGGCGUCAAACGCUUCAGCUGUGGGGUUUGUGGGAAAGCGUGUUAUCGACAGGAACACCUGAAGGUUCACAUGAGGACCCACAAUGGAGAGAAACCCUACAAGUGCUCCAUCUGUGAGAAAGCCUUCACCCAGAGCCACUGUCUGAAAACUCACAUGAAGAUCCACCAGACCGCAGAAAUCCCUGUCCCUGGUCCGCCAGAGUCCUCGGUGACAUCAUCAGCCGAACCUUCAUGCUUCAGUGUUGACGAGCAGCGACUCUGAGCUCCCCUGAACUGAACUCUGGCCCUCUCCACAGCUAGAUCUUGAAUGUGAUGAUUGGUAAUUGAUUAUUCUGAUUCAUAGCUGAACCCCUGACAUCACCCAGCCCAAAACAAGAGGCAGUCUUCAAGACGUUUGAGCUACGCCCGCCUAACUGGCUGACAUGAGUGCCUCAGACAUUUUUGAACCCCACAGGAAAAUAUACUUGGUGUUUGGUUAUCUGUUGUACUGUGUUUUUUUUUUAAGUAAUCUGACAUUUUCAUAUUUUACACUGUACCUCAACAUGAAAGAUAAGAAUUUCUUAAAUAAAAUAAAGGUAAAAGUACCACUUU